AUGAUACAGGACCAACUGAUUGAGAAGACAAGCGUGAAACGGAUCCGAGAACGUCUGCUGUUGGAACCAGACUCCCUAACGGUCGAGCGUGCAAUUCAGCUCGCCCUUCAAGUAGAAACGGCCCUGCUGGAAGCUCGCACAUUGCAACCGUCCCAAGUUCAACACGUCUCGCGGAAACCUUUCCGUGCUCACGAAGAAUCGAAACACCUUCCCCCUCUAGCAGCUAAGUCAUCUUCAGAACGUUGUGGCCGCUCUUCGGGAAAACGGUGCACAAAUUGUGGUUCUGGUUCACACAACACACAUGACAAGGCCUGUCCCGCAGGUGGGGUGCAGUGUCGAUCUUGUGGGAAAGCAAAUCAUUUUGCGAAAUGGUGUCCCUCAAAACCAGCUGCAGUGAAACAAGUUGCUCAAGAUCCCAAAAACGACGCGAAGGAGUCCGUAACGGUGUUUAGCCUGCGAAGGGAGACGAACGAAACGGGGUACAAGUCUUGCCAGGUCAGCAUACAGGAUGUGGAGUUAGAUCUCCUGAUUGAUUUGGGUGCAAAUGUGUCUAUCAUCGAUGAGUCGACGUUCAAGAAACACUUUUCCUCACAAAAAGCUUGA
Stylophora pistillata is the source of this 603-nucleotide messenger RNA. RefSeq lists its product as uncharacterized. Lineage: Eukaryota; Metazoa; Cnidaria; Anthozoa; Scleractinia; Pocilloporidae. The record is from RefSeq and is a predicted model, not a curated record.